AUCGUAUUAACCGUUCUUUAAGUUUGCAUGAUUACGGUGCAAUAAAGGUAAAUAGGUUUUCUUUAGCAAUUUAUAUGUUAUUUCUACUAAAUAAUAUUGUCGAAAAAAGGCAUUAUGUCGCGUAGCAACCUGCAAUCAACUAUACACUAUACCUAGUAUGUGUGGCGAUUGGCCGCCAUCGCUCACAUCGCUGAACGUUGAAUGAGCGCAGCAUAACACCUAGUCCCAGUGAAGCUCAGCUCAGUUCAAGUCAGUUCGCUCGCUCCGCCGCGCCAACGCGCUUGCGUGUGAUACCUCGUGCCAAAAAUGUUACAAACAAUUUCGCACAACCAAAACACUCAGUGACAUCGUUUAAUACUGUUCUUUUAAAGAAAACAGUCUUUUAAAGUGCUCUGUGGGAUCAAAAGUGUCUGUGUUUCAACUCAUUCUUUUAACGACUGCACAAUGCGAAAGUUUUUCAUUAAAUUUGUCAAUGUGCACGAAAUAUUGACGGGAAAAUGUUGAAGGGAUAUUUUGUUUUCGUGUUCGUAUUCCAGUGUUUUUCAGCCGGCUUCAGCUCAAGCCUCCUGUGCGGGGGCACGAAUGAGCUGAGCCUCGGCAACGGGGCCGGCGCAGGCGCCGCCAUUGCGCUGGCGCUGGUGCGGCCGCCGGCGGCGCGCGGGCCCUGCUCGCUGCGGCUGCUUGCGCCUGACGCGGCUGCGUUUACUGCGAGGCUUAUUGAUGUUAAGGAGAACCUGUCAGAAUGGGAGCGCGGCGCUCUAGAAGUGUCAUCGCCCGCGCUGGUAGCGGGCGUGGCGCAGCAGGGCCGCAAAUGGGGCGCGCGCAGCGCCACCGCGCAGCACACGCGUGACGACCAGGCUCCGCCUAGGGCCAACGCUACUCAAGCUUGCAAGCUACUAGUGUACAUAGGCGACGCCAUAAAACCAAUAUGGCGCAUGAACCUCUGCGGCGGCAACGCAGCGGCGGUGGCCGCGCGCGCCGGUACCAAACUGCUGCCACCUAAGAUCAAGAUUGUGUGGAACCCGCCCACGUCACCUUAUCAGCACACCGAGAAGUUGAGGCUUGUGGUCACGGCGGUAAAUAGUGGCUCCGUAUGCAACAACGAAUCUCAAUUCAUCUGCGGCAUGACCAGCCUCUGCAUAUCCUCCUACCUAGUCUGCGACGGCGUUCGCCAUUGCCCUGGAGGCGAAGAUGAAGAUACGUCAGCAUGCAUGCAUAGGAGAGACCCACCACUCCUUGAACUGCUUAGGAGAUUCGCUGCCAGGAACCAGGAGUUGCUAGGCCUGGAUCAGAACGAUGGGAUGACGAAACCUUCUGUCAUAAGUGAUUUGAAACUUUCAGUGAAGAUCACCGAGAGCGAGCAGAAGUCCAACGCGUUCCUGGAGUUCGCGGCCGCGUUGAAGCCCUACGGCCCGUGGAGUUAUCUCGUGGUCGGCAUGCUGGUCUGCGCUACUAUCCUUAUGUUCUGUCUCGCGUGGGAAUGCUGCUGCAAGCGCUCCAAGCCGUCCGACACGCCUAUCAACAUCCCAGCCUCCUGCAUAGAUCUCUCCCCGACCGUCACGGUCACAGCAACCUCCCAACACCUCUUCUCCCCUACUCCCACCUCCCCUCCCGAGUACGAACCUCCCCCGUCUUACUCCUCCCUCUUCCCUAGAGCGUAUAAGUGCGAAGACCCCGUGCCACAGUGCUCGACGCAGCCCGAUUAGGUUUUCAAAUUAGGUACGAGGUUUUUAAGGUUUUUUAGAGAAUUCGGAAUGACAUUUGUGGUAUUCUUUGUCACAGGUGCGACUGACUUGUUCGAAAUGAUCGUGUCCCGACUGUGAGAUAUGUUUAUACCUUUGCACCUAGGCAUAGAGAAAUAUGUAAGCAUAGAGUGCUCAUUCUAUCAGUUUUGGUACCAAAACGCUUACUAUUUUCGUAUUCGACAUCUAGCAUCGAGUAGCGGAUUUAUCAGUACUGCUACUUGACAAUAGAUGCCGCGACGAACGAAAAAUUUAAAGCUCAACAAUUUUCAGCUAAUAUAAUAACAGGAUUAACUGGAACUUUUCAACUCCUUCUGCUUGUAAUAUUAAUUGUAAAUUGUUGACACAUACACUCGUGACACUAAAUCUACUACUACUAAAAAUCUGCUAGCUGGCGCUAGAUGUUGAUUACGAUAAUAAAAACGAAUAAAAGAUACUACCAAAGCCGUUUUGGUACUAAUACGAACACUGAUGUUUGGGGUGAGCAGUCUAUGUUACUUAUUUCUUUGUGACCUGGGGGCCUACCGCGAAAACCGAAAUUCGUAAAUUGCGGGGAUCUUUCUCUUUUACUCUCACUAAGACGUAAUUAGAGUGACAGAGAAAAAUGCCCGCAAUUGACGAAUUUCGAUUUUCCCGGUAGCCGCCCUGGGCAAGGUAAAGAGCCUUUGUAAAAUGUGGAAAAUGUAAACAUACAUAGUUUUGAAAACUGCUCGCUAGGGUGGACAUGUGAAGGAGCGUUGCAGAUAAAAGUCUGAGGAAAGAAAAAGUGACAGCUGGAUAGCAUUCUGCAGUUGCAUUACUGCUGCAACCUUGACGCAGGCUUUGUUACUGGCAAUAUUUUGUUAAAAAAAUGUUAUAAUCGCGACAGUAAUACCUUGAUCACACAUACCGACCGAGACAGCAAAUUGUGGGUGAGCAGGUGUUUUGCUUUUGCUUUUCCUGACGAGUCAGUUCACUUUCGAGAGAUUUGUCAGUCCGUCAAUAUGAAUAGCAAAAAGAAAAAAUCCCCACCCACAGAACAAUACUGGCAAGUAACGUGUGGUCGUAUUCAUAAAUGUCGACCGGCGAGCGAGUCGGCGCGGGGUAUGCUAAGAGGACUGCGGGGAUGGGCACUCGGCCUAGUAAACAUAAGGUCCGAGUGACUAGCUUGUCAGUUUGCCGAGCACUAGGCCGAGUACUCGUCACAACGCACACAAACCGAGCACUCGGCCGAGGCACUCUCUCGCCACUGUACUCGCGGUACGUGCGAUCAGGGCAUAAAUCAUUUUGUCGAGACUUCACAUGGUCCGCGUCUAGAUUGAAACAGUUAUUCAGCUGCAGUUGUGACCGAAUGUCACAUUCACCAAUGAUAUUUUACUUGAAUGCUAUAGUUUCCAAAGGACCUAAUUUUCUUUGAAAACUUAGUCAAACCGGGCUUCUAAAAAAUCUAGAAAUCUCGAUUGAAUCGGAAAUGUUAUGUGAUUUUGUGUUUGAUAUUGUCCUACGCUAGGGUCUGAUUUUAAGAUAGGCGUCGAUGCCACGCAUGUAGUGUAGGGUCAUGGAAAAAAUAAUCGGAGGGCCUAGCGCGAAAUACGAAAAUCGAAAUAACAUUAUCUGCCUCUCUUACUCGUAUUGCUCUUACCUUACAUUUUCGAGCGAUAGAGAGACUGAUUAGGAAAUUUCGAUUAUGGUAUUGUCUUGUUAUGAAACGGAAUUAUGCCCAAACUACAUGUCAUUACAUGGAAUAUUGAAAGUAAUCUUAUAUACUGUAGAGAUUAUAUUAUAAUUAGCGACUAAACCGUUGAUACAUAUUGUAAUAUUGACCAAUUGUACUCAAAACGAGUUCCUGUGACUUGCAAGUGUACUCACAUGAGCAAAACUGACAUAUUACCCUUUAACGGAAUAGUUUAAACUCUCAAAUGUCUAAACUGCAGAUGUUAAAGUUGCGGAAAGUAGGAAGUCUUUUUGAAAUAUCAAGAAAUGUUCAUAAUAAUUUGAAAUUUUUCUGACGUAGCGUCAGUCGUUUAAAUUCUUAAAUAAGUUUUUCACUUUAUUUUUUUGCAUUACCUGAUGCUACAUGCGUGUAAAUUGUAAAUAAUUAGUUAAGUAUAAAGUACAAUAUCUAAACAUCUAUUCUGGGACCAAAACUGUGUUGAUUUCAAUUUCUUUGUAUAUCAAGAUCUAUUCUGGUGUAUCAAAAAUAACCGUAAUAGCUGGCACUUAAUUCGGUCUCAAAUCUCAAAUAUAGCAAAUGAUUUUAAGUUAUUUUUAAACACCUUGGACAUUGCAUUUUAGCAAUAAGUUCGUUUAAAACAGUUAAUUGUUUUAAAAUGUGAUGUCCAAUUGGAUAUAGAUGUUGGUAUACAACAGUAUGAUCACCUAAUAAGAUGUUUUUUUUAAUAUUACACAAUAUAUGAAACGCCAUAUAUUACUAGAAAAACGCGAUACUACUAGCGCCAUCCAGUGUGGAGUAGCAACACCAAAUAUAUAUUGCUAUUGGCGAUGGCGCUACUGUCUCGCGUAACAACGAAGUUAAUAUGGAGCUAUGUUAGUUCUAUUUUUCGCCACCAGCGCUUUAUGUUUGUAAUUUCUGAUUAUUUCUUAUUUGGUGAUCAUCUUUAACAGGUAUAACUGCGUAGGUAUAGAUCGAAAUGCCUGAUUGUUUGUGCCUUAGCUGCCUUGUAAUUACGUGUGUACAUUUAGUUGUAAUGAUUAACGAUUUAAAACAGGUAUACGACUAAUAAAUACUGUACAAGUUGACUAGAUUGAUUGUUGUAAGUCGACUUAAGAAAUAUCGAACGGAUGACUUAUUGUAUACUAUACCUUUGUUACUUCUAUUGAUCUAACAUGGUUCUUUUAAAUCCCAAAUGAUAGCUAAACUCUGUUUUAUAUCCCAGAACUAAAAUAACAUUUUUGAUUAGCUAUUAUAAUCGGCAAUCAACGUCAAAAGUUAAAAUCAAAAGCAUUGCGCACAUUACCUGUUUUGGACUUAUUUUAUCCAAGAAAAAUCACAGAUCGGUUGGACAUAUUGGGGUAUUUAGUAUCUGACGGGGUUGAGAAGAAAUAAUUGACUUUGAAAACAGGGGCGAAUGUGAUUCAUUACAAAAAAACUUGGAAUUGUAAAAAGUAGGAAAUGCCUUUGCAUUCAUUAACGUUUUGACAAUGCUCAAUCAUACUGAAGUUGGUAAAUAAUAGUUUACUAAAAUCAGAGUUCAUUGUAUGAAAAAAACUGUCAGUUUUUUCAUAUGCCUAAUUACCUCAUCUUAUAUUAUAAGGAAGGCAAAAGAUUCCUUAUCAAAUAUCACAUAGAUUAAUGAAACGACACACGGAUAGACAUCAUUAAUUACAUCACAAUUUGCAUCGCAUUACAACUACUAUUAGGCAAAAGGAACCCUCAAAAAACCCUUAGUGCAUCAGCCACCUUCUUGAUUUCCUUUUUAACCCUUUGACCGCCAAAGACGACAAUUGACUGACGCGAUUACAGCAUAAUACAUGAUCGCGGCCGGCAAAACGGUCCACUUUGUCGCUUGCCAUAAAGACUUGUAUCUUUAUACGAAAAACCUGUCAAGCCGUCCUUAUGGCGGCCUUUUGCCGGCCGCGGUCACAAAUAUCAACCAUCGUGCAUUUCGACAAGGUCCUAGAUGAAGCGCCGCACAUGAUAGGCAUGGCGUUCAAGGGGUGUCCAUAUAAAGUUAUUUGGUAUUAUUAGUGUCCAUAUUCUUAAGUAGUUGGAAAAACUAUACCUGGCACAUAACACAAGAUCUGAUUGAAUCUCUUACUAGUCUUCAUUAUAGAAAUAUUUUCGUUUAUAGUAUUUUAUUUGAAUCUGUAGGUAAAUAACUCGUCUCAUGGUACGGUCAAAAUAUUAAACUAAGUAGAAUCUUGAUACUUUUAGUAACUUAAUACAAUUGUAAGUAGGUAUAAUUUUGCCAGCAUCGAUACACAAACUCAAAAGUAACUACAGAGUAGCAAUAAAGACCACUCGUCUUUUUUUAAGUGUAUGACUUUGAAAGGUACGGGUAAUUUAUGUCAUGCGCUGGAUAUUGUCGCGGCGCACACGUGCUAUAGUUCGUUAUUAUUUAGCAAUCAAAAAAACAAUCUUGACGAGUCUUUGUCUUUAUAAAUCAUAUACGAGUAUUUACAUUCAUUUAUAUUAAGUAAUUUUUAAAAAAGCGUUCUUCAAUAAUUUGCUAUAAAAAGACACGUCAAGAUUGUUUACCUUUUUUCUAAUUCUAAAAAACGAACUAACAAACUAUAAGCCUACUGAUGUUUUAAUUUAUUCAUCCAAUUUGAUGUGUAAUUUUCACACCCAAUUUGGGGCUAAUACACGUAGAUAACUUCAUUGUAUUCUUUCGAAUUUUGAUAUAAAUUAAUGUCUUUUUUCCAAAAAAAAAAAUCGAACGGGAGCUAAUUAUAUGAAAAAGCAAUUAUUAUACCUAAUUUUCUACUUAAGUUCUUAUGCUGACUGUAUUAAAAAUACGUUAAAUGUAACUAUUUAAAAAUCGGCUACAUGUCAAUUGGGGUCAAAGAUAUUAAAGGGGAAAAACUCAUUUACCCCACUGUUGCAUUCACCCCAGUUGACACAUCCGUUUCCUAAAUUUCCUACAAGAAAUUAAAUUAUAUGGUGGCAUGUAACUUCGAAUAUAAAAAAGUGAUAAUUAGUUAAGUAACUAUGUAUUAUAGAAAAACAAAUGAUUAAUACAAAAUAUUUAUUUAA
Molecule: messenger RNA, 6438 nt
Organism: Cydia pomonella (codling moth)
Lineage: Eukaryota; Metazoa; Arthropoda; Insecta; Lepidoptera; Tortricidae
Exons: 7
Coding region: 498-1706 (402 amino acids)
Cellular component (GO): plasma membrane
Molecular function (GO): protein binding
Source: RefSeq, a predicted model, not a curated record